Messenger RNA from Gallus gallus (chicken), 888 nucleotides. It is a transcript of the gene SLC39A4, whose product is annotated as merozoite surface antigen 2-like. The transcript is spliced from 6 exons. Gene Ontology annotation, cellular component: membrane. Gene Ontology annotation, biological process: zinc ion import across plasma membrane; intracellular zinc ion homeostasis. Gene Ontology annotation, molecular function: zinc ion transmembrane transporter activity. The record is from RefSeq and is a predicted model, not a curated record. Bases 178 to 888 code for a protein of 236 amino acids. NCBI's taxonomy places the organism in Eukaryota, Metazoa, Chordata, Aves, Galliformes, Phasianidae.
CGCCCCUCCCGGCAGCCGUGCAGCCAUCCGGGGCCAACACUUCGGGGUGUCCCCUCCGCCGUCCUUGGGGUGCCAUCCGGGGUGUGUCGUCCCCCCCCCCCCCUCCUUAUUUAGGGUGGCCUUUGGGGGCCGUCUCCCAACCCCUCUCCCCCCCUUCCCUCCUCCCGCACGGCAGCCAUGGGAGGGCUGAUGUUGGCGGCGGCGUUGGCGGCGGCGCUGAGCGCCGGAUGGGCGCCGGCGGCGGCGACGGCGGCGGCGACGGCGGUGGCGUCGGGAGGCGAAGGCAGCGCCCGCGGCCAUGUGGGGACUGCUGGGUGCCGGGCGCACGGCCGGGAUGUGCCGUGCGGAGAGGGAUCACGCCAUGGGGCCGCCUAUGGGACCGUCAAUGGGACCGCCUACGGGGUCGACUAUGGGGUCGUCAAUGGGACCGACAAUGGGGUCAUCAAUGGGGUCGGCAAUGGGACCGGUAAUGGGACGGCUAUGGAGAGUGGGGGAACGGAGCUGAGCUUCCUGCACCGCUCCCUGCUGGCCGUUGCGGCCACGCUGCUCAUCUCUGCCGCUGCCCCAUUGGCCGCCGUUCUGCUGCUGUGCGGCCGCUGCCCCACAUUGCAAUGGGUGCUGCUGCAGCUGCUGCUGGCCCUGGGGGCCGGGGCGCUGAGCGGGGAUGCGCUGCUGCACCUCCUGCCGCAGUUCCUAGAGCUGCACGUGCACGAGGAGGGGGGCCACGAGGAGCACGCGGAGGCGCACACGCGUGUGCAGCCGUGGCAGCUGCUGGUGGUGUUGGCAGCGCUGUUCCUCUUCUUCCUCAUGGAGAGGAUCCUCCGCAUCGUGGGGGGGGCGCCCCAAUGUGGGGUGAGUCGUUAUGGGGGAGGGGGCUGUGGGACAUAA